Molecule: messenger RNA, 6163 nt
Organism: Ochlerotatus camptorhynchus
Lineage: Eukaryota; Metazoa; Arthropoda; Insecta; Diptera; Culicidae
Product: 3',5'-cyclic-nucleotide phosphodiesterase regA-like
Exons: 8
Coding region: 2330-5122 (930 amino acids)
Molecular function (GO): 3',5'-cyclic-AMP phosphodiesterase activity
Source: RefSeq, a predicted model, not a curated record
UCGACCUAGCUAGCUGGCUGAUGGACAGUAGUAGCUACUCCCCGUAGUACGUGAUACGCGUUUCGUCGUUACGGUUCAGCUCUAAGGAGUGAAGAAGUGAAGUGUAGGAGAGUUUGCGUUUGGAAAUCUGUAGGCAGGAAAAGUGUAUUUUCUCCAGUGAUUUUCUUAUCGUAGAUUUCGAUCAAAUCUUGAGCUUAUCGAGGCUGGACAGCUCGCGGAGUUGUCAGCUGAAGUGAGUGAUGUAGUGCACAGUUGACGUUCUCGGAGAUUUCUUUAAGGACAACUCGACUGGUUGUCCUAGGAAUUUGGUGUGUAUCGUUCAAUUAGAGGGAUAUUGAGCUCUUGAUGUGACCGAAGAGCUCUUCGAGCGGUAGGGAGCUAAAGUGUGAGGUGCUCGCUGUGGAAUCGCCCAGCUUCACGCAGGGGCUCGGAUCUCGCUGCAGACUGGAGAAAAUCAAUCGACGAACAGUGCACACCUGGGCAUACAUUGGGUGUCUGGAAGUGACAUUUUUGCUCGACAUUCGUAUGGUACGGGUUCUCCGAGAGCUACAUAUGUGUGUGCAGUGAGCUGUGUGUUGUAUGUAGUGAAGGUGCUCCCCUUGGAAAGUUGCAAACCGCGAGGUGAAAGAAGAAAACCAACAACAUAACACUAUUGUGACUGAUAAGUCAACUCUUCUAAAGGGAUCCCAAAUUUUCUAAGUGAGACCAGGCUCCAGCAUCGAUAACUAAUAGCCCGAUCCCGCCGAACAAGUGACCAGUUUUGACACCCCGUGAAUGGAGUUAUAUGUAUACAAAUAUUUAGACAUAAAAUAAGCACAAAUAUGCAAAAGUGAAGAGUAUUUUUUUUUCUCGUCGCUAUUCCGCUGACUGUGGCUCCGAUAUCUCUACAUAUACACACGCCUAGGUUGACUACGGUACGUCACACAACGAGAAGCAGCACAAGAAGUGGCAAAAAAGAAGUCCCACGGACAGACUGCGAGUGAGAGACCUUUUUCUCGUCGUGCUCUCGCUCCGUCCAUCGCAGCAACCUGGGUUUGUUUUGUGGUGUAUAUUCCUAUAGCAAGACGAGCAACUUGUGAGCUAAUCGUGUAUUGCACCUGGUACGUCGUGCGGGAUCAUUGGAAUCCCCGUGUGCUUUAAAGGGGUUGCAGAUUGCUAUGAAUCCCGGAAUCUGCCAAGUGACACCCUCAACCUAGUGCAGUGAGUGUUUUACUUCGAAGCAGCGAACAACAGCACCAGCAACGCGAAGCACGUCAACCCGCGAUUUCCCACCGCCGUAAACUUCCAUGGUGCUUCCCAACAUUCGAUGCUUUAUCCAUCCCCAGCUUGCAGAGCAAAAGAUCCAAUAACGCAUACACACCCCGUUUGCUCGGAAAACAUGCCGUUUUAAUACUUGGUGGUGUGUUGGUGUGUACGAGCUCGCCGCAGUCAGUGCAGUGGUGCAACAAUGAAAGGUGUCACCAAAAAAUGAGAAAAUAAAUUAAAAUUUUUAAUCGAUGUUUUUCUCGCUGUCCGUUAUUGGUGGUUGGUAAAAUAAAAUAAAUGCUACAAUAAUAAAAAAAGGUAGCAGAAGAACAGCCAUACGUAAAUGUAAAUGUUUGUUCAAGCGGGCUUUCUGUCUCCGGUUCGGAUGGCGAGGAUGUGAACCGGUGCGGGGAUCUGAAAUCAGUUUUCCAUGCCACGAGGGCAGACGAACCUGGAGUGAGACGAGUGGUGGAAAGGGGAAGUGUGUGCAAAAAGGUGUAUUGUGGAGAAGUAAAUGUAUCAUCAGAAAUAAAUUCCACUCGGGUUGUUUGUUCGGGAAAAAAUACGCGAAAAAAAGGAAAAUCGGAGCACGACAGCAGCUGAGUAAAACAGGCCCGGUUCCAUGCGCUGCUGAAGGAAGUGAAAAUAUUGUAACGACAUAAGUGUGACGCGUGUAUUUGGAGUGUUUUACAAGUGUAACAAAAUUAAAUUGAGGAAAAGUCCUGCGGGAAGAAACGGUUGGUUGUCAAUUUGUUGUUCCCGAAAAGUGUGAGCAAUCGUUCGCAAGCAAUCAAAAUUGAUGUCAAUGUUAGCGUGUUCGCGUGCUGUUUAAUGUUUAAUCGGGUUCGGCAGACGAUCGCUCAGGCUCCACAGUUAGGCAAGCGGCCGCAUUAGGUGGUAGUUGUUCUUCUCGGUGUUUUGAUCUUUCGGUGAGUGCAAGGAGGCAGAAAAAUCUUCCAAAGUGGCCGCGUCGAAGGGAUCCCGAGGCGCUUCGUCAGAAGGUCGCCUGAACACCGCAACGACGACCACGACCGAAACCACGACCAGCUUGAGCAACUCCCGCCAGGGCUCCGUCGAUGGGGUAAUGCAACGAUGCGGUCUCUGUUCGAUCAUCUCCAGCUUGCUGCGGCGUGCCAUGUGCGUCGGGUCCCGGCGUGGUAGCGGCGAGUCCUACUACCAGGAACUGGCGGAAACUAAUGUAUGUCGGAUGAAACCAAGUUUAACCAACAUCGCCAUCCCAGACGUUGCCACAAUGGAAACCACGGACAGCUCCAGCUACAAACGACUGAUAUCAACAACAUCCAACACGAUACCAACGAUAGCGUUAACGACGUCGACGACGACGGCCACCGUGACGACAGUUCCAUACCAACCAACGGUACGUCGAAUGUCCGACCAGGAUCGACCGCUGUUCGAGGCUCUGAUAGCGGAUGACAACUCGGAGAAUCCCCAGCGGAGGCAUGCCUGCACCGGACGGUUCCUGACGAUGCAUAAACGGCGCAGAAAGAAGCUCCACACCCGAAGCCUCGCACUGGAUCCAGCCAUCUUGGAUGACAUCCUACACGGCCAGGUGCAAUGCAUGCUGGACCGGGUCGGACAUUGGCGCUUUAAUGCUUUCACCCUGGAAACGGUCACUGGUGGACGUUCACUGCCUGUCUUAUGUGUUCAUUUGUUCCAUUGGUACGGCCUCUUGGACCACUUCAACCUAGACGUAGUUAGAGUAUGGAAAUUGUUUAGUUUAAUCGAGGAAGGUUAUCAUAGUACGAACCCGUAUCACAAUUCAAUUCACGCGACUGACGUAACACAAGCAAUGCACUGUUUUUUGCAAGAGAAACGCAUCCUGGAGAAUCUGAGCCCACUGGAGAUCAUGGCAUCGUUGAUCGGUGCCGUUACGCACGACCUGGACCACCCGGGCGUGAAUCAGCCGUUCUUGAUUGCGACGUCCAACCACCUGGCGGCGCUCUACGAGAACACCUCGGUGCUAGAAAACCAUCACUGGCGUUCGGCCGUCGGGUGUCUGCUAGAAAGUGGUGUCGCCGAACAGAUACAUGGUAUCCGACCGGAACUGGAAAAGCAAAUCAGCUCUCUAAUCCUGGCGACGGACAUCACCAGGCAGCAUGAAUUUAUCAGCAAAUUCCGCGAAUACCUAACCCGGGAUAGUUUGGAUAUGCGCGACAAAGAGCAUAGACACUUUAUCCUGCAAAUCUCGCUCAAGUGUGCGGACAUCUCGAAUCCCUGCCGGCCAUGGGAUAUUAGUAAAAAGUGGAGCCUGAAGGUUUGCGAGGAGUUCUUCCGCCAAGGAGAUUACGAACGACAGCUCAAUCUACCGGUAACUUCCCUCUGUGAUCGACACUCCACGUCGGUGCCCAAGAUUCAGACCGGCUUCUUUAAAUUUGUCGUUACACCCCUGAUGGACGAAUGGCACCGUUUCCUGAAGACUGACCUAUCCCACAACAUGAUGCAUCAUCUGAAAUACAACCAAAACCAAUGGGAAAGCAAACUGCAGGCAGAGAUUAACGAAGAAACCCGAACCGAAAUAUCCGACGCUGAAUUGCUAGACGACGACAUCGACGAUAACGAUGACCAAGAUGAACCGUUGCACGAUCUGUCCGACAGUUCGGAAAUUCUCAUCCCAAGCGCCUCAAAGUUCGGACGGCGCAGUUCACUGCAAAUCUCCGGAUUCUGUGGAGCCCGCAGCGAGCGACGAUUCUCCGUUCCCGUACAUAGUAUACCGAAGAUAGUGCUUCCAGCACGAGACCACCGAGAAAGCAACCUCCCACCGGAAUCAAUCCAGGAAAGCGACGAACACAAGUUCGACAACGAUUCGCUCUCGAUCUUUUCAUCGGACAGUGACAGUUUGCACCGAGGGGCUCGCGGUUCCUCCACCGGUAGCACAGCUGACCGCGAACGUCCUCUGAGUGCGGAGAAUCUUCUUCCAGACUGCAGCAUUGCGUCCAUGACCGAUGGUAUCUGCGGCGAUCGACUGAAUCUAGUGCUUCACGGAGCCGUUAGCGUAGGAAACACCGCGAAUCUUCUCACCGUUGGAACUUCCAAGCAUCUAAUCAGACAGCAAACCUUCCCACCGUUGCAACCGUACAUCCGCACCCGUUACAUGUCUUCGCAAGCGGAGCUCGGUGCCUGUCCGGAGGCAUUACUCGAAUCCAACUCCAGCAGUAGCUCUUCCAACCCGGAAACGAACAGCGAAUCUCGUGGCAUCCUAGUUACUAAGAAGGAAAGCACCAAGCGGGAAACGGAUUCGUCCGCUACCGCCGAAAAGGCCAAAAUCCCGAAGCUCUCUCUCGGCCAGAAGGAGAAUCUCGACCCGUCAAUGCUGAAACGAAGUCUCAGCCGGCGGAGAGGCUCCGCUCCGGUCACCGUUGCUCUACCACCGAAACCCGUCGAAUCCGAACUGAGCGUAUCGUUCGUCAUUAAGACCUGCGACCUACGGCGAGGUUCCAUGCCUGCCGAGUUCAUCACUUCCAUGCACACCAGAGACCAACCGAACGGUGGCCAGCCGGAAGUGACGGCCACCGUGCCGAACAGCAUUGGUCCGUCGUACAACAUUCAGCGGCGGGGUUCCGUACCGUGUGAUAGCACAAAUAACGUUGUGAUUCGGAACAGCUUUACCGGCAAACGGCGCAGUGCGAAAAAGGCCCUAAGGCGGCGGUCGUCCGGUGGAGCGGAGAUUCUAAGCCCGAUCCUAUCGGAAGACGCCACCAGUUCCGGCAAUGGUGCUAGUAGCAGUUCAACGUCGACGUCGUCGGCCUGGCAGCGAUUCAAGCGACGAUCCGAUGCGGAGAAUCUGCUAUCCCGACGGCGGGGUUCGCUUCCGGUUGAGGUGCUCACCAUUGGAUAUUCGGGAACUUUACGUCACUAAGCAUUGAGGCUGAAGAUGAGGGCAGCCGCUACCGACCGCCACCCUGGAGGAUGGGUUGAAAUAGUUUUUCGGUUUUGCUUGAAACGUGCAUCAUCAUCAUUAUAAAAACCGGCGGAUUUACUGAGCAAAUCUCACCCUUAUGGAAAUGUAGGAUCAGAAAUUGUGGAUUUGAAGAUUUUCUCAUGAAAGUUCACCAUUUUCUGGAGUCGUUUAUUUCAGAUACUUCGGUAAACUAUGGAAAGGCUUUUUAAAUAUCCCAAAAGCGUCACAAUUAAUACAUACUUACAGAUUAUCUGUUAAAUGUGCAACAACAAAUUAUAGUUGGGAUAAUUAAGCUUCCAUUGAUCUUCAGUAAAAAGAGAUCUUUCAUGGAGAAAAUUAAACAGCAUUCGAAAUUCACCUUGUUGAUUAUUUUAGUCGAAUUAUUUAGAGAGUAACACGAAAGACGAAUUACAAAACGUGUGAAAGAGAGCUUAUUUUUCGCGGUUUUUACUCAUUGUACCAAACAUUUAAAUGCAUUGCAGUAACGUGUAACAUUGAUCGGCAAAACAAGUAGGUAUAUCUUUUAGACGACUGAAGCUCAAACUUAAGAAAUUGAUCAAAAUCUUCCGUGGAAACGUUGCUUCAAUGGAGACGCAUUAUCCUUUCUAAAAAAACAUUUUAGUACGGGCAAUGACAAAAAAAAAUCAAAUAUUGUAUGAUUAGUGUAAACCAACGAACAUGCAGUCAGAGGCAAAAGGGUGAGAGCAAGCAAAUUUGAAAAACUUUUUUCAGUUUACGCUCCAACAAAUCGCAACUCGAAAAAAACUACACUUCGGAUCCGGAACAUAAUUCAAGCUAAAUCACAGCGCAUAUAUUGCAUAACACAUAGACAGGCAGAAAAGCAGCAAAAUCGUAAAAAAAUAGAACACAAAAUGAGUGAAUGUAUACACUUUCCCAACCCGUAGCAGAGAGGAACCCGUCGAGAAAAAAAACCAAAAAAAAAGAGAAACAUUUACAUACCGAAUAUAAUGAUACAGGAAGCAUCAAGACACACAAAAA